Chinchilla lanigera (long-tailed chinchilla) is the source of this 2942-nucleotide messenger RNA. It is a transcript of the gene Nfkb2, whose product is annotated as nuclear factor of kappa light polypeptide gene enhancer in B-cells 2 (p49/p100). Gene Ontology annotation, biological process: innate immune response; canonical NF-kappaB signal transduction; non-canonical NF-kappaB signal transduction. Gene Ontology annotation, molecular function: RNA polymerase II cis-regulatory region sequence-specific DNA binding; DNA-binding transcription factor activity, RNA polymerase II-specific; protein binding. The record is from RefSeq and is a predicted model, not a curated record. Gene Ontology annotation, cellular component: cytoplasm. NCBI's taxonomy places the organism in Eukaryota, Metazoa, Chordata, Mammalia, Rodentia, Chinchillidae.
CGGCGGAUCGGGCGGAGAGAAGCCGGAACCGGGCCGCCGCCGCGGCGAGAGGCCGGCGCAGACCCCUGCGUGGCGGCCACAAGGGCGGACCGAGACCUGUGCGGGUCCAAGCGCCGGGCUGGAGAGUGGCAGGGGCGCACACCCGACGAGCGGCGCACGGCCACGUAACACGCUCACACGUCCGCACCCUCGCUAACACCACGCGAACCGCCGGUGCCCUAAGACGCUAGGAAGCAGAACCCGGGCCGAAGCCACCUCAGCCGGGCCUAACUCAGACAUGGACAGUUGCUACGACCCAGGCCUGGAUGGCCUCGCUGAGUAUGACGAUUUCAAAUUCAGCCCCUCCAUUGUGGAGCCCAAGGAGCCGACCCUAGAGACAGCUGAUGGCCCCUACCUGGUGAUUGUGGAGCAGCCUAAGCAGCGAGGCUUCCGAUUUCGGUAUGGCUGCGAAGGCCCCUCCCACGGAGGCCUGCCGGGCGCCUCCAGUGAGAAGGGCCGGAAAACCUAUCCCACUGUCAAGAUCUGUAACUACGAGGGACCGGCCAAGAUCGAGGUGGACCUGGUAACACACAGUGACCCGCCACGCGCUCAUGCCCACAGCCUUGUGGGCAAGCAGUGCUCGGAGCUGGGGGUCUGCGCCGUGUCUGUGGGGCCCAAGGACAUGACGGCCCAGUUUAACAACCUGGGCGUGCUGCAUGUGACCAAGAAGAACAUGAUGGAGAUUAUGAUACAGAAACUUCAGAGGCAGCGGCUCCGUUCCAGGCCCCAGGGCCUUACAGAGGCGGAGCGGCGGGAGCUGGAGCAGGAGGCCAAGGAGCUGAAAAAGGUCAUGGACCUGAGCAUCGUGCGGCUGCGCUUCUCUGCCUUCCUGCGGGCCAGCGAUGGCUCCUUCUCCCUGCCCCUGAAGCCAGUCAUCUCCCAGCCCAUCCACGACAGCAAGUCUCCGGGAGCGUCCAACCUGAAGAUUUCUCGAAUGGACAAGACAGCAGGUUCCGUGCGGGGUGGAGAUGAAGUUUACCUGCUUUGCGACAAGGUUCAGAAGGAUGACAUUGAGGUGCGCUUCUACGAGGACGACGAGAACGGAUGGCAGGCCUUCGGGGACUUCUCUCCCACCGACGUUCACAAGCAGUAUGCCAUCGUGUUCCGGACACCCCCCUAUCACAAGAUGAAGAUUGAGCGCCCGGUGACGGUGUUCCUGCAAUUGAAACGCAAGCGUGGCGGAGAUGUCUCGGACUCGAAGCAGUUCACCUAUUACCCGCUGGUGGAAGACAAGGAGGAGGUGCAGCGGAAGCGGAGAAAGGCCUUGCCCACCUUCUCCCAGCCCUUCGGGGGCGGCUCCCACAUGGGCGGAGGCGCCGGGGGCUCGGCCGGGGGCUACGGAGGAGCUGGCGGAGGCGGUGGCGGCCUCGGCUUCUUCCCCUCCUCCCUGGCCUACAGCCCCUACGCGGCGGGCGCGGCCCCGCGAGGCGCGCGCGCUGCUGGACUACGGCGUCACGGCCGAUCCGCGCGCGCUGCUCGCGGGACAGCGCCACCUGCUGACGGCGCGGGACGAGAACGGGGACACACCCCUGCACCUGGCCAUCAUCCACGGACAGACCGCGGUCAUUGAGCAGAUAGCCCACAUCAUCUACCACGCGCAGCAUCUCGGCGUCGCCAAUCUCACCAAUCACCUGCACCAGACGCCCCUGCAUCUGGCCGUGAUCACGGGACAGACCCGGGUGGUGAGCUUCCUGCUGCAGGUGGGGGCGGACCCAGCUCUCCUGGACCGGCAUGGGGACUCGGCCAUGCACCUGGCACUGCGGGCAGGUGUGGGGGCCCCAGAUCUACUGCGUGCACUGCUGCAGAGUGGGGCUGCAGCUGUGCCCCAGCUGUUGCACAUGCCGGACUUUGAGGGACUGUACCCAGUGCACCUGGCAGUUCGCGCCCGCAGCCCUGAGUGCCUGGACCUGCUGGUGGACAGCGGGGCGGAAGUGGAGGCUGCUGAGCGGCAGGGUGGCCGAACAGCCCUGCACCUUGCCACAGAGAUGGAGGAGCUGGGGUUGGUCACCCAUCUGGUCACCAAGCUGCACGCCAACGUGAAUGCCCGGACCUUUGCUGGAAACACACCCCUACACCUGGCAGCUGGACUGGGCUCCCCAACCCUCACGCGCCUCCUCCUAAAGGCUGGAGCUGACAUCCAUGCAGAGAACGAGGAGCCCCUGUGCCCACUGCCCUCACCCCCCACCUCUGGGAGUGACUCCGACUCUGAGGGUCCUGAGGGGGACAGCAGAGGCAGCUUCCGUGGCCACACGCCACUUGACCUCACUCGAAGCACUAAGGUGAAGACCUUGCUGCUCAGUGCUGCUCAGAACUCCGUGGAGCCCCCGCCCACCCCACCCAGCCCUGCAGGGCCAGGGCUGUCCCUGGGCGAGACCACCCUACAAAACCUGGAGCAGCUGCUAGAUGGGCCAGAAGCCCAGGGCAGCUGGGCGGAGCUGGCAGAGCGACUGGGGCUGCGCAGUCUGGUGGACACGUACCGGAAGACCCCCUCACCCAGCGGCAGCCUCCUGCGCAGCUACAAGCUGGCUGGUGGGGACUUGGCGGGUCUGCUGGACGCGCUGUCUGACAUGGGUCUAGAUGAGGGGGUGAGACUGCUGAGAGGUCCCGAGACUCAAGACAAACUUCCCAGCACAGCUGAAGUGAAGGAAGACAGUGCCUACGGGAGCCAGUCCGUGGAGCAGGAGGCAGAGACACUGGGCCCACUCCCUGAGCCCCCCGGAGGCCUCUGCCACGGGCACCCUCAGCCUCAGGUGCACUGAGCUGUGCCCACCCCCAGCCCUCCUCCCGGACCCCUCUGUACAGCAUCCCCACCCACUCCAAGUUUUAUUUAACGCCCAAUGCCCACAUCUCAGCUGGGCAAAUAAAGGUUUCUUGAAAAGGGGAGGACCCUCGACAACUUCUGA